Pipistrellus kuhlii (Kuhl's pipistrelle) is the source of this 2176-nucleotide messenger RNA. It is a transcript of the gene SIKE1, whose product is annotated as suppressor of IKBKE 1. The transcript has 6 exons. The coding region runs from base 87 to 794 and encodes 235 amino acids. The record is from RefSeq and is a predicted model, not a curated record. Lineage: Eukaryota; Metazoa; Chordata; Mammalia; Chiroptera; Vespertilionidae.
CGGAAGUGACGUCCGCGGCGCCGGGCCGGGCUCGGGAGGACCUGAGCGCCGGCCUCGGGGAGCCGCCGGGCUGCGCCGCGGUCGCGAUGAGCUGCACCAUCGAGAAGAUCCUGACGGACGCCAAGACGCUGCUGGAGCGGCUGCGGGAGCACGACGCGGCCGCCGAGUCGCUGGUGGACCAGUCGGCGGCGCUGCACCGGCGGGUGGCCGCGAUGCGGGAGGCGGGGACGGCGCUUCCGGACCAGUAUCAGGAGGAUGCAUCCGAUCUGAAGGACAUGUCCAAGUACAAACCUCACAUUCUGCUGUCCCAGGAGAACACGCAGAUUAGAGACCUGCAGCAGGAAAACAGAGAACUGUGGGUGUCUUUGGAGGAACACCAGGAUGCUUUGGAGCUCAUCAUGAGCAAAUACCGCAAACAGAUGUUACAGUUAAUGGUUGUUAAGAAAGCAGUGGAUGCUGAACCAGUCCUGAAGGCUCACCAGACUCACUCUGCAGAAAUCGAGAGUCAGAUCGACAGAAUCUGUGAAAUGGGAGAAGUGAUGAGGAAAGCAGUUCAGGUGGAUGAUGACCAAUUUUGUAAGAUUCAGGAAAAACUAGCCCAAUUAGAGGUAAGAUUGUUGCUAUUUUCCGUUCACACUAUUUCACCAACUCUGGCUGGCCUCUAUCUGAAUUAUGGUUCUUUUUUUUUUUUCCUUAUGGUUCUUGUUUGUGAUGUUUUUCAAAUAUAUAUUCACUUUUCAGCUUCUCUAAGACUAAAUCUACCUUUUUCUUCCCAGAGAAAUCAUUUUAGUUAACAUUUGAAUCAGUGCAAAAUAAUUUUUAUAGCUAAUAUAAAGCAUAAUUCUUGUAUUUAUACAUAUAUUCCUCUUUUCAUUUCAUCUCAUCUUAAUUGUUUUUCUUCUAUAGACAUUUCUCAUCUAUUUAUGGCAACAGCUCAUUAAUGUUUCUCUGCUUCCUUCAUUAAGUCAUCUAUCUCUCAAAGCAUUUCAAGACUUAAUACUCUUUUAUCAAGAAUUAAGACUGCCCUUGCUGGUUUGGCUCAGUGGAUCGAGAUCCCUAUUAGGAGGCAUGCAGAAAGCAGUCAAUCAGUAAUUCUCUCUCAUCAUUGAUGUUUCUGUCUCUCUUUCUCUCUCCCCCUUUCUCUCUCUCCUCUCUCUCUGAAAUCAAUUUAAGAAAAGAAGAAAGAACUAAGACGGAUUCCUGUUAUAUCAAGUUGAAAUGCUUCAUAGCCUGGCGCUACAGCACCUGUCACAUCACAAUCCCAUUUCACUUUCAUCCAGACUUUGUCCUAGCCAGCUAGCCUAUUGAUUCCUUUUAAAACAACGAGCCACACUUGUCACCCAGUCAUUCACUCAAUAAACCUCCCUGGAUAUGCUGGGCAGAGAGCAUCAUAUGCAUGGUCCCUACUCUCAGGGGAUUUAAAAUUUAAAACUGACAUACUCUGACUUGGCUUCUAUGAUAUUUCAUACCUCACCUGUUUUCUUUCUCUUAAAAUCUGCCCAUUUCUCCAAAUUAAGCUCAAAUUCCACCUUUUAUUAAAAGCCCUCUCUGACUUUGCUCAUCAUGUUGCUUUGAUACACAUACAGUGAUGAUUAAACAAUACCUAGUAUUUCUAGUAUAUGACGUAGUGGGCACCCAGAUAUUAGUUGAGCAAAUUAAUUUUUGACAUUUUUGUCCUAUAGUCUGCUUUUUCUUCAUGUAUAACUCUUCUCAGCAGAGUGUCAACCCCCUGUAAUGACAGGAACUUUUUUUAUAUUUUCUACAGUACCUCACAUAAUGCUAAAUGUUUAUAAAACACUUGUACUAAAUAUUAUGUUAUGUAACUUAGAGCUUGAGGGGGGUAUCAACAAUGACCGAAAUAAUUUCUGGUUUUGAGUAUCUGAUGUUAAAGGAGGUGUAUCCAUUAGCACAUGAGAGAUUGCUUGAAUAACAUCAAAUGAAUGUGCUUUUAAGUUGCCUGUAAUGCUUGCUUGACCACUGAUUCUAAGUUAAUGAGAUGAACUGGUCCCCGUACCUAUCCUCUGCCCCGGGUUCUUUUAUGGAAGUUAUAUUUAAUGUCUUUGAUCCUUUUUUUUUUCUAGUAUGAAGUGUAACAGAACAGACUUUACCACCUGAAACUGCUGCUUCAAGGUCAGAUCAGGCAAAGAACAAACUUGAAACAACCAACAAGACCAAA